Molecule: messenger RNA, 3884 nt
Organism: Pocillopora verrucosa
Lineage: Eukaryota; Metazoa; Cnidaria; Anthozoa; Scleractinia; Pocilloporidae
Product: myosin-9
Biological process (GO): centriole replication; mitotic cytokinetic process; regulation of cilium assembly
Cellular component (GO): centrosome; centriole
Source: RefSeq, a predicted model, not a curated record
GGUUUGUUUGUUCUUUACAACGGUCAGAUGUUGCUUUGAAACUGACUUUCCUUACUUUUGUUUAGGUAAUUACCUCCCCAGAUCGAUCACUGAUCCCCAUUAUUUAGAUCUUUCUUUGGUUCACCAAUCCUCUUUUCUAUAAUGGAAUACAGUCCUCAGUCCACAGCAUCGUCUAUUCCAUUUGACUCCACCACAACACUCACCAUGUCAAUGGCAGAUGAGCUUAAAUCUCAACACAGGCAACUAUUUAAUCCUGUCACACCUGACGUUUCACCACCCGCACAGACUAGUAAUGGGGGAUUCCCUAUAAGGGGUAAAGAAACAGGGUCAGUGUUAGAGGUAAGCAAUAUGACAAAUGCAGAUAUUCAGGAAAUGGAGCAAGUGAGAGAACACCUGCAACUGAUGCUGCAGAACUGUAAAGGAUUCACAGAUCAAAGUGAUUAUGAACAAACUCCAAGAACAACUACAGACUGUGAAACACAAGAAAAUGAAGGGGACAAAGAGUCUACUAUAAGUGUGGAAACAACAUCCUUGUUGCAGAGACUUCUUCCAAAUUCUUCCCCUCUCUCUGAAAUUCAGGUUCAUUUUCAAACUCCUGAGCAAGGCGCAUUAUCUCAUGAUCAACAUACCAGGCAGAUGGUGUCAUUUGCCAGUGACAGAAGGUUAAAUGCAAUUCCUACCAGUAAAGUCACCAAUGAGAAAACACUUCUGUCUGAAAAUUCCCUGCUUAGAGAUCAGGUGGAGAAAGAGAGGUUUAGGAGAAAGCACUGUGAACAACAAAUACAGGAACUUCAUAGGAAGCUACUGGAAGCUCAGCAGCAGCUGGCUGUUGCAGUGUCCGCUGAGAGAAAAAAAGAUGCUAUGAUUGAACAACUUGACAAGACUUUAGCUAAAGUUGUGGAUGGCUGGAAAAAACAUGAAAGUGAGAAGGUAGCCAUUAUCAACCAACUGAAAAUAGAACAGGAAACUGCAGAGCAGUCUCAGCAAAGACAACAGGAGAUGUUGCUCCAGUUUGAGAAAGAGCUGGCACAAGCUGUGGAGGCUUUGACUAAAGAACAGGAAAAAGCAGCUCAGGCUGAAAGAGAAAAACAAUCACAGCUCAAGCAACAAAAGGAGGAAAGAAACAAGUUACUAGAAUGCCUGUCAAAUGAAAAAGAAGCUGUGUCACGAAUGGAACAGGAGAAAAUUCAACUCAGAAAAGAAAAAGAAGAAGCUGAAGAGAAAUAUGUUCAGACAGAUGAGGCUUUGAAGGAGCACAAAAGAAUCCUUGAAGAACUUCAAUCAAAAUUCAGCAGCCUGGAAGCAGAACAUAAUGAUUCAAUGGCCAUGGAGAAGGAAAAGCUACGCAAGGAAAUACAGAAUACCAAGGAUAGUCAAGUUGUCCUCGCCUCAGUUCAGAAAGAAGUACAGCAUCUUGAGAUGGAGCUUGAUGCAAGUAACAGAGAAAAGGAGAGUUUGAAGAUGGAGUUACGUUUGAUGGAAGCCAAACAUGAAGCAAAUAGAACCAAAGAAGAGACUGAAAGGCAAGCUGAACUGGAAAGAGAGAUGACUCAGCGGCUGGAAGAGAUUCAUGAUCAAAUGUCAAAAACAGAAUCAGAAUUAAGGGAAUCACACAGAAAACAGCUUCUGGAGAUGAGCAAGAAACACAAAGAAGAACUUGAACAGCAGUUGGGAAAAUUUCAUGAGGAGUUGAAAAAAAAGGAAAUCAAGGUGAAGUCUACUACUGAUGAAUAUGAAGAAAGAAUCAGUACUUUCCAAGAAAAGAUGGCUUCUCUCUCAAACUCAAGGCUUUACUUGGAGAAAGAAAGACAGAUGCUGUCUGUGCGUCUACAGCAGAUGAUGCAGUCUCACUGUGAGGAAGCCAUCAAGCUGUUGAAUUCCAGUAGAACUUCAUUGUCCCCUCUGUCUGGAACACAACAGCUUGUACACAAUCAAAGCUCCUUUGCGAAGAAUGUCAAGGAGUCAAACUCUGACUGGGAAAAAGACACAGGCUACCAGCCUGGUAAAGGACCAAUCACAGCAGCUCUGUUUCAAUCUUCACAAGUACAUCAACACCAGCAGAAGAUACCUGAUGAAAUCUCAGCAAAUUAUGUAACACCUAAAUUAGCACAUAAUAUCAGCCAUGACAGUUCUCAGACUGAUAGUGGCAUGUACUCAAAGAGUUAUCUUAGCAACAAUGGAGACAUGGUUAGGCAUGGGAUGCUAUCACAUGACCAGUCUGCAAAUCCAGACUUUUUUCCUCUUCACACUGUCAAUGAUGACAGGACUGUUAUUGAGGGACAGUCUGUGAUCAAUGGAGAUGCUUAUGAAGACAGAGAAGAAACACUUCUCGAACAAGAACUAGAUACAGACAACACAUUACUAUCAGUAUUUCAUCAAGACAACCAUCUUCCUAGGAAUGUCUCCCCUGCAGCUGUGACUGAGGAUACCAUAACAGAGAAACUUCAGCAGCAAGAAUCACGCCAGGCAGAAUUAAACCACUAUGUGAAAAUGCUUCUGCAAAGAUCACCUGCAGAUCAACCCUAUAAGCAGGAAAAAGAUCACCUCCCUAAUGGACUUAGGCUGAUCCCUUCAUCCAGUGAUGUGCAAGACAGAUACUCUAACUCUUCCUCAGAAGUAAUUUCUCCCAUUCAUUCAGAUGGUCAGUUUGAGCAAAGACAUCUGAUGUCCUCACACCACCAUUCAUUCAAAGACUCAAGUUCACAUUCCUAUCAGGAAGUUAAACAUAAAGCACACCCACCACAAGCUGCCUUCACAAAAACCACAGUCACACCAGGUACACGUAGCAUUCCAAGCCAAGCCAGAGAAGAUGUUGGUAUUACAAGUCAGGUACCAUUCCAUGCACCACACACUCGAAUAGGUCAAGUUGCACCUCACACACCACCCCGGAGAGAACGAGACAGUGAUGACCAUCCUCCUCUCCCAGGAGCAUUAACUCCUCACCAAGUUGGUCAGCUGUCUAGAAUGCUUGGACUAUUUUCAGAACCUGGUCAGCCACAGAUUACAGCUGAACAACUCUUUGCUUACCUCAGAAGAGUGCAGAACAACAACCCACUGGGUAACAGCCUCACAACAUCAGCAGCAUCAAGCCCAGUCAGUACCAAGGCCCACAGCACACAUGAGCACCAUGUACCGGGACAUAGUGUAGGGAAUUCUCCUUCCCAGGCUCUGCCAAAACAACACAUGAUAGCCAACAAGGCUAGAAGAAGUCUGGACACUAACUCUCACAAGAGACAGGGUCCUUCUGUUAGUGGUCUCCCUAUUAAUCCACCUGGAAGCCAGGUUACAAAAUCUGCUGAGCAACCAGGCCUGACCAGAACUCACAAACAGCCUGUCAGACAAGUAUCAAGUCUGGUGGGUCCUUCCCUUAGGAACCCAGCUGGGGUGCAAGACGGAACCAAGUCAGCAGCAAAAGUAGGACUACAAAGCAGAGAACCUAAGGCCAAAUCUGCUGCUACAAAACAGACUAAGAUCAGUGCUUGGAGAUAGGCUGAUAUUGAUUAUUUUAUUUAUUUUCUCACUUGUCAAUAUGUUUUACGGAGCUAGGCAAAUAUAGCUUUUAUUUUAUAAUAAAUCAUCAUUUGAGAUAUCUUGUGAUUAAUACAGUUGUCUUUCAUUCCUUGUUUCAUACAUUCUUACUUAACAAUUUAAUGGCACUACUAAUAUAUAAUACUUGCCAAUGAUAAGAUUGAUAAAGUAAUAAUGAAUAGGAACUAAUGAAAAAAAUAAAUUGCUUAUUGCCUCUACUAAAACUCAUAAAACUAUGAGCCCCAAAAAUAUUUUCGAGUAAUAUGUCAAAAGAGGGAAAUCACACCAGAAGUAAUAUAACUUUAUGGUUUGCUUUAGUUUUUCUUUUUGAAGUCAUUGAUUAUAACAAAAUAACA